This is a messenger RNA of Saprolegnia parasitica CBS 223.65, 1470 nucleotides long. RefSeq lists its product as hypothetical. The coding region runs from base 50 to 1327 and encodes 425 amino acids. Gene Ontology annotation, molecular function: U6 snRNA binding; protein binding; U4 snRNA binding. The transcript has 5 exons. Gene Ontology annotation, biological process: mRNA splicing, via spliceosome. The record is from RefSeq and is a predicted model, not a curated record. Gene Ontology annotation, cellular component: U4/U6 x U5 tri-snRNP complex. Lineage: Eukaryota; Oomycota; Saprolegniomycetes; Saprolegniales; Saprolegniaceae.
GAAGAACACGAGAUACGUAUCUUGAACCGUCGCGCUUCUUGUGUUGUCAAUGCGCCUGGAAAAGAUCUGCGUGCGCCACUUCCCGCCGGGGCUGCGCCUAAGCUACAAGACUUCGGCGGGCGAGCAAAAGCAGUCGACACUGGACCUCCUGAGCUUGGGGCCGGAGACGAACGUGCGCCUGCUCGUGAACCAGCUCAUCGAGAAGGAGCCGCUCUUGACGGCGCGCCAUGCGACGCUACUCCAGACCAUCUUGCACGCGCUCAUCGAUAAGCAGUGUCCGCUGGAUGACGACGGAGAGUUUCGCCUCGUCAAGACUCUGCGCCCACACGCCCAGCCAAUGACCAACUUUGUUGCGUCCAAGAAUGCGUCUCUGCUCGUGACAUCGAGCUACGACAAGACGGCGCGCCUGCUCCGCCGCAGCGACAACUCGCAACCCGAGCAAAAAAUGGUGCUCUCCGGUCAUGACGGUGUAGUGUAUUGCGCCGCGCUCAACCAGCCGUACUCGAGCCUUGUCCUCACCGGCUCGUUCGAUAAGACGUGUCGCUUGUGGCACACGGACAAUGGAAAGUUCGUGCGGACCUUUGCAGGCCACGAAGGCGAAGUCGUCCACGUAGCCUUCAAUGCCAAGGGAACACAUUUUGGUAGCUGCUCCAUGGACUGCACGGCGACGCUGUGGGAUGUGGAGGCUGGGGCGUCAGUGUUUGACCUCGUGGGGCACACGGCCGAGGUGUCAACCUUUGCUUUCGACACGUCGUCGAGCCUCAUGGCGACCGGGGCUUGCGAUGCGAGCGUGCGCCUCUGGGACUCGCGCUACGGCGCCUGCUUUCGGUCGUUUGACGCGCACGCAGCAGAGAUCGCGACCGUCAGCUUCAACCACCAGUCCAAUCUGCUCCUGAGCGCGUCGGCCGACGGCACUGCGCGCGUGUGGGACGUCCACCACGGCAAAAUGCUCUUUGCCUUCGAGGACCACCAAGGCGAGGUCACGGACGCGUGCUUCAAUGCGACGGGAUCGCUGCUCGCAACGAGCGGCGUCGAUGGCUCCAUUUACGUGUACGACACGCUGCAUGGCCACAAGCGCUGCAUUUGCCGCGGCCACAAGGGCGAGGUCACCAAGAUCAUGUUUACGCGGCAAGGCUCGCGCCUCGUGAGUGCGAGUGCGGACAAGACGGCGCGUCUCUGGGAUACGCAGAGUGGAAACUGCGUCCAAGUGCUCAGUGGUCACGAUGACAGCGUGUUUGGGUGCUACGUGAGCUACGACGGCCGGUCGAUUGUAACGGGUAGCCACGACAACACCGUACGGAUCUGGAGCACGGACGACGAAAAGUAAGACGUGGGAUAAACAGACGAGCGUGGAGGAUCCAUCAUCAUCAUCAUCAUUCACGGGUAUCGAUGGGAGAUCGUGUACUACGGGCAGUAUCGAUGGCAGGAGGUCGUCGAGGGGUCGAGCUAAUAGAUAAAGGUAUUUAACAA